GGUGGCGUGGAGUCGGGCGAAAGGGAAAAUGGUCGAGCGAACACUUUUUUUUCUCCCCCAUUUAGAGCCAGGUUUUUUGACACGGCGGUCGUUCGAUCGACUUCCAUUUGUCUCCGAGCUUUCCGCCGACUAACGUCCGCCGAGCAUAACACCCGGUGUGCAUAUAUAUAUAUAUAUCUCGCGAAGAUGCGUGUCGAUCGUUUCAAUCUCACCUGAUCUGAGUCGCAUGUGCAUACGUACAACAAACAAUCGUGAAUACAAUCGUCGUUAAUCGUCGACUCGGUUCGAUCUCGGUUGUUCUCAGUGAUCAUCGAGACGACUCUUCCGGAUCGAAUGUGCAAAAAAUUGUAAUAUAAAAUAAAUACAACGGAUAAUUAAUUUUUCCAACUCGAAAUCGUUUAAAGCCAUAGUUGGUAAACUGUAUAAUAGUAAUAAUAAUAAUAAUAUCGUGAUCCUUGUGAUUGAAUAACCUGUGAUACGCAAAAAAAGGGAGGGUGUAGGAGGACCCGUGACAGGCCAGGUGAACUGAAAUGAAACAUUGGAUCAGGCUGGUCUAAGAAGCCGCAAGAAUGGUGGGGAGAUUUUCGUGGUGUACGACGGUGGUUGCAUUGGUGGUGCUGCUGCUUUUCGUCACAACCGAAGGUCUUCGUGAACGUACUCAGCUCGACGAUCCUAAAACCACAAAUCGUGGAACGUUGAGGUAUCAUUCCAAAUCAUUGGAAGAAGCCGCAACCGCAUCGACCUCAACAUCGAGAUCCAGAACAGCUCGAGACAGAUCAGUUCAAUCGAAGAGAUUUUCCAAUUUGGAAAGAUCGAACCAAGUGUCGACCCAACCGUCCGUGAUCGAUUUCGAAUCGAAAUUCGACUCGACCAAGAAUUCGAUCGUAAGAACGACCAGAACCACCGAAAGGGACGUCUCUGCCACGGAAAUUAAAAGUAAUUCGAGAAGAGUCUCCUCCAGGAAGGAAACGGAGAACGUUAAAAGCGUGGAUUCACCGAUUAACAGAAGGAAUGGGAAAAGAUAUUUCUCCGAAACUAACGAGGAAGCAAAAUUGAAGGGCAAUGAUGAAACAACUGGGACGACAAAAGGGAUCUCUCGAAGAACGCUUAAUAGAAAAUCGAGUAACUCAAGCAGCACUGAAAGAUUGGACAACAAAGGGCCGUCUGUGUUUCUGGCUACCACGGAAUCCUCGAGAUCCAGAACCGGAAGGAAGAUUCAAACGACUUAUUCCAUGAAGGAUCUGAAAACUCAGAUACCCAGUUCCAGAAGGUAUACCAAUAAAAAGUUCGAAGAUGAAACUACCACAGUUUCGUUCAGAAGGGGUAGAUCGACGACGGAAAGGAUUGAGAAGAGUACCAGAUCUGGUAGAUCAAAGGUGAACACCAAAGAGAACAAUUCUAUUCAACGAAGAGGGCCGGAUCCUCUCUUAUCGGAAUCCGAGAGCAUCAGAGUCGAUAUCCCUCUGAUGGUCGAUACAACGCAAAAUCCAGUUCCUGACGUGACUACCACCUUUGGCGUAGUAGCUUCUCAGAGGAGAUCAGACGCUAAAGAGUCGUCGAAAUCCAAUGGAAGAACAGGAUCGAAAAAUCGUGGAAGAAUCAACGAUUCUGAGGCCGCUGGCUCCUCAAGAUCCGGUUCUCGAAGAGGAUCUUCCAAGUUCAGCGAUUCCACAACGACGGAGAGUAACGAGCAGAUCGUCAGUUCCAGGAGGAAUACGAUUUCCUCGAGAGAUCGAUCGAGGGAUACCAAGAGGAAUUCGACGACUGAGAGCAGAUCGAGAUCCAGGGGUAGAAAUUUGGAGAAUAACGCGAAGAAUGGAGGCUCUUUGGAACGAGAUGUGAAACGUAAGGUGGCUGGGGAGAGAAAUUCGGAGAGAAGAUCGAGGAUUAGUGAGGCUGGUAUAAGAUUCAUAGAAAAUCAUGGACAGGAUGGCCAGGAUAUGCGAGGAAGAUCGAAAGGAAGAACGUCGAGAACGGAUGUUACCACACCCAUAUUUACAGAUGUUACCACGACCGUUGCAUUAGAUACAACAAUUUCUAACAACGACGUAACGACAACCGAUCCUGAAAUAAUGGCUACCACCAUAAGACCAAUUACAUCAACCAGUUCAAGAAUAUCCGCAAGAACAACAUCUUCCACGUCUCCUGCAUCAAUCGCGGAAUCUUCUGGACGAGGUAGAGGAAGAGGUAGAAACGGUAGCCAAGGAAAAAAGAGCAAAGAAGACUUCUUCAAUCACGGAUUGGGAUUCAGGGGUAGGAAAGUUUUGCCCGAAGGAUUCUUGAACGACACGACAGAUUGGAAGAAAUCCUCGAGAAACGAGUCUCAAUCGCAUGGAAAUCCGGGCUGGACCCUAAGAAGACGUCCAGCUCAUCUCAACAACUUUGAAAAUUCUUCGGGGACGAGCCUACUCUCGGCAAGGGAACAAACGAACGAAGUGAUACCGCCGAACGAACAAUCGACCACCGACGUUGUAACGACCGAAAGUUUCAGCACUAGAAGAGGCUUCAAGAAGCUGCAAACGACGGAGGAGAGCUCGACGAUUGCUGGAACGACGACCAAGAGCUACAGAAGAGGUAACAAAACCUUUGGACUCGGCAAGGCGGUCGCAGAAGACGAGGAAAGUGACAAUUAUCCGCCUGAGUUUAAGGCGAAAUUGUCUCAGUUGAAGAAUAUCAGCACGAAAAUACCAGCACCAAAAACCACUUCUAGAACACCAUUGGAGGAACAGCGGAAGAAUAACUAUGGCAGGCGUUCGAGGAAGAACUCGAUGGCGGUCGAGCCUGAUGACCUCGAAACCGCAGCUUCAGCAAAUAUUUUGACGGAUGAAAGUUUAAUCGUGAAUCCCUUAACGUUGAUUAAUGGCACAGGAUUGCGACGCGUGAAAAAAUCAUCGGCCUCUCUGUUCGCUGAAAGAUCGAGGAAGAAGUUGGAGCUGGCUAGGAGGUUAGUGAAGCCAGAGUUGAACAUCGAGGAGAAUGAUCUCGACGCAACCACGGCCUCCUCUUUCAGCAAACCGAAGCCAACCGGCGUGCCGGUGGUCGAUGAGACGAGCAAGGUAGCCAGAUAUGCAAAGCCAAAGGCAACGGGGGGCCAAAGGAACAGGACUUGGACCCCCUCCUUGCAGACCUCUUGGGAAGAGGCGAGCGAGAAAGCCUCGAAACUUUCCGGUACGAGGAAAGGUCUCGAGGAUUCGUCCAAGGUCACAGGAAGACCGUUGGACGAUUUAAACAAAGGGCGGAUCAUCGGCGAGCAGAUAGUUACCUCGAUCUCGGUCGAAGAGGCGCCGAUAGAGGGAACGACCAAACCUUACGCGAACAUACCUUACACGAAUCCGUCGAUCGUCGGUUUCGCGGAAGAGGGUGCAGCGACAACCGUCGACUCGACGAGGAUUCGUCCGGGCAACGCUCGUGGGGGGAAGAAAUCGAGGGAAGAGAGCUCGGUGUAUUCGAGCAAGAACUCCAAAGUCUCGCUCUAUUCUACCCGACGUGCCGAGGAUAUCGAGCCUGUAACGACCGUCAAGCCGAAAAAAUCGUAUCUUUCGCGGAACGGUAAAUUGCAGGAACAGUCCACGCAGGUGGAGCAGAAUUCCACGACGUCUAAGAAAUCGUACGCUCAAAGAAAAUCGCAAGCGUUUCAGGAAGAGGAUCUUGGCAAGAGGUCCAAGUUUGGUGGCGGCGUGACCAAACCCACGUUCAGACCUCGUUACAUUAAGCGAACCAAGGAUAAAUUUCUAGACGAAAGGACGACGAUCGAUCAACCUACGAUUAUCAGUAAAACACCGGUGCCUACUAGCAGGUAUUCGAGGAAAAAAUCGGCGGUGAAGUCUGUCGAUGAGAAAUCGAAAUCCGUGAUAAAUCCGGAGGGACCGCAAUCGCAAACGAAGAAACUCGAAUUUAGACCUCGAACCGCCACCUAUCGAAGACACUCCGAAGUUCCAACGACUUUGGUCAGAUCUACUCCCAAGAGCGAUGGUGUAGGAGUCGCCAUCACUCCUCGAUCCGCGAAGUAUCAUGCCACGUUGAAGACGUCGACGGUGUCUUCUCGAUCGGUAGGGCAGGAACCGCAGGUAAACUUGAGGAUCGCGAACGAAUCGGCACAGGCAGAGACGCCAGGAAUUACCGGCAGCAGCAACGGAGACAGUGGUAACUCGAAUAUCUUCAAUCCUACGAAAAGCACGAUCCUUGCUGGGAACAACACUCUGUUGGAACAAUUGAGAAGCACGGUGGCACCGUUGUUGAACUCCCUUGGUAACAGGACACCUGUGUUCUCCGGAUCUUACAGCAACGUUAACAACGCGAAUUCCUCUCCAAGAAUCACCCCUAAUGGACAACCACCCCGCUUUAGCGCGAGAUACAAAGGAGCGGAAUUGUUUGUCAGGAAACAAAAUAACAUUUAUCAGCCCACUGUGCCAUCUGUCACUAGUUCAUCAACUACACCAGUUACACCUAUAGAGAACACUGGUUCGGCACCGCCCAUCGAUGUCUCGAAUCCCGGCCAGUCGAAAUUCUUGACCCUUUAUCAGGCGUUGGAGUCGGCCAGCAUCAGGAACGAACAGUUACUGAGAAACAUGAGCGGUCAACAGCAAGAUGGACGACAAGUUGGCAUGGUUCCCCAGGUAGACUCUAACGCCACCGCCGUUAACGCCACCGCCGAUAAUGCUAACAAUGACACGACAAGCCCCACCACUGUAGCGACAACCGGCCCACAGACCCCAGACACCACCACCUUGAACACUAUUCAGGACAGCACACAGUCCCCGAGAUUACCCGAGGAUACGGAGAACUCCACCCCCGCGGUAACCACAGGAGCCCCUGAAACCCCUUCGAAGACCGAACCGGUUUUCACGAGCACAGAAUCGUUCUCCAGUACCGAGCAAGUUUCCACGAGUACAGAUUCUCCGUCCUCAACCGGGGAACAGAUUUCCACGGUCGGCGAUUCGAUGACCACUACAGAGACGAUCUCACGGGUUACAGAUGCAACGACGAUGAGCGUGGGAGGCGCGGAAGACACCCAGACCUCUGCAAUGGUAGAUAAUGGUAGUUCCAGCACUCAGGAACUCGUAAGUUCAUCCACGGAUAUUUCUACGUCUGCCAUGACUACUAUGAAUCCUCUGUCCACGACUCUUACGAUUACGAGUUCUCUACCCGCUACUCGCCUCGAAGAGAGUUCUACUGUUGGCAGCAAUGAUGUUCAAAGUACGGAACAGUUAACGUCAACCGGUGAUGUUUCAUCGACUACGAUAGGAGUUUCGCAGGAUACAACGGAGACUAGCACUGUCACCAGUGCGUCGAGCACGUUCAAAAAUCCUGAGACUAAUACUAUACCUUUCUCUGACACGAUUGCCACUCAGACAAUCGGUACGAGCUCGACCGAUGCUCCCACGACGGAAGCAGAUUCGAGUAAUAUGAUCGACGCGGCAGAGACGACUACGGCGAUACCUGUAUCCACGAUUCGAAACAGGUUGAUAGAUUUUGCACAAGAUAUUCUGUCCCGAUUGCAAGCUAGUUUGUCUACCACGGUGCCAAGCGUGGAUUCGACCACUGAGUUCUCCCCUGAGUUGACCGAGAUGUCGAGUAACAAUCGCAGUUUGGAAUCUUUGUCGCAGAUGAAGGAAGAAACGACUACUUUGUCGCCCGUCACGAUGGAUCAAUCGAGUUUAAGAAGUGAAGAAAUGAGCACUCAGAGCGCAGUAGGUUCAAUUACUACUACCUCGUCACCCGUUCAAGAAGCCAACACGCGGGACGAUAUGAAUGUAGUCACAAUCACGACACCACCACCAACAACAACAACAAUAGUUACACAAGAUUCUCAGACAAUUUCGAACACAGAUUCUACAACCGUAGGUGAUUCAAACGGUUCAACGACUCCCCAAUUAGACGUUGAAAUAAUCACUUCGUCGACGAUCACUUCCACCAAUGAUACUUUAUUAACAGAGUUAAUGUCCAUUGCAAAGACGCUCUUUUCGGAAGAGAUGAACGAACGAAUGACAGCAGGGCAAAAUUUGAACGACACGUCUAGUUUGGAGAACGAGAUAGACAGUCCGAAUAUUGUAGAACUCAGUACAACCCAAGCUGCAGAAUCGACGUCCGUUUCCCCAGACGUGACGACAGAAAGCAUAGAGUCGACGUCUGUCGUAUUCUCGGUUGACCCUUCUCAGAAUGAAGUGGACUUUGCAAAUUCCUUAUCAACAACGGUAUCUUCUGAAAAUUCGUCAGACACGUCUAUAACCACCACCCCUCGAAACGUCGAUAAUGAGAUAGAGAGUGUACGAACGAACGGAACCGCAUUAGAACCCUUUGCUCAAAUCGUAGAGUCAACGACUGCCUCAUUUACGACCGAGAUCGGACCACGAAUCACUCAGUCGAAUACAGAAUCGUUCGAAAAUGGUGUUGAAACUACCACGAACCGGGCACAAACAACCACAACCAGUACACAAAAUUCAGAAACGACAUCUACCACGAAUUUUCAACUAACCACUAACACGUUCGAUUUAAUCACGACUGGCCUUCGAACAACCACCGAGAUUACCACCGAACCACCCGUAGAAACCACUACUGUGCCAUUAACAUUAAGUUUCACAACUGUGUCUCAGCUUGUGACAGAGACAAGUACUAAUCGAUCCGACGUAAUCACCGUACCUUCUGAAACCACGCUUCCCUCUGUAAAUACGACCACCACAACACCAUCGACAACCCCCAAUACGAACACAGAACAAAGUACAAUGGCACCUGGCCUGGUAGAAUCGUUCGAAAACGGCGUAGAAAAUGUGGAAACUAACCAAACAAUGUCCACGACAACGCAAUUGGCACCUGUGACUAUGAGCGAAACCACUGAUAACGAAACCCUCGAAGCCGCCAUUACGCCAUCGAUUACAACCACUGCGCCCCAGGAUGUUAAUUCCACGGAUGAAACGGGAGUAACCACUAACCAGUCCUCUCCGCUAAUAUCGAGUCCAAUGCCCGCCACGGAAAUUAAUACGCCUAGCGAAACAACAAGCAACCCCCAAACAACCCCGAGCCCCGAGAACGAAACUCCAAUUAUUCUUGCCCGUUUCCAGGAUACGACAUCGACAACCGCCCAAGGGACGGCAGGUUCAGGAGUCGGCCAAACGACCGAGAUCACCACUCCCACGAUCCCAGAUUCCUCCACCGUCGUCCCAUCAUCCACGCUCGAAUCCUCGUCACUUCCCACCGACCCGACCACGUCCUCGGUUGACACGACCACGACCACGACCACGACGACGAUGACGAGUACAGAACGCGUUCCUGACGGUGCAACGUCCACGCCUCAAACCACGAGGAUGGACGUGUUCACCGUCACCCCGGUGACGGAGACUACCACCACCGCUGUCGAUAUAGAAGAGAAUCUGAUCUCCACCGAAACUGGAUCCACCUCGACGACGGAAACCACCACCGUGACCAAUGGCCAAGGUGGUGCGAACGACGCCACGAGUAUGGCUCCCGAAACGACGCAAACCAGUGCUGCGACGACGACGAUCGCAUCAUCGACGAGUCCUUCGGCCGCUCCAUCUUCUCAGACCGCCACGACGCCGUACCUGGGUCGGUUCGGUGGCAGCAGAUUGACACCAGCGCCGCGCUUCAGCCUGAGCUCGACCACCAAGGCUCCUCUUCGAGAUUACCUGGUGUACGGGAUUUAUCCGAAUAAAACGAUCGUGAGGAAACGGCCAGAGGACAACCUGAUCGACGCGAGGAACGUGGACAGCCCGUACGUGAUAUUCGGUAUCUUCCCGGACGGGAGGCUGGUCCGGAAAUUCCCGAAUGGAACUAUAAUACCGGAUCCACCUAGGAGCCCGGUCGAGGUUGUGUUCUCACUUAGCACUACAACUACCACUAACAGGCCACCACCCAGACCGUAUUAUAAUCAGGCUAACCAAGGCACUUACAAUCAGUAUCGAGGCCCUGUGUACUAUAAUAACGGUAUACCUGUCGCUGAACCGAUGAGAAACGUCCAAAGUCCCGGCACCGUUGAUCUUGGCCUUACUGGUAACGCGAUCGUCGGCCCUAAUGGAGGUGGACCCGAUAAUACGGGGCCACUUGGUACCCCUGCUAGCACCAACGAAAUGAGCAAUGCCCUGCUGAAUACGCAAAUGGGGACAGCAUCGGUGACGCCGAUAGUAAGUACCGGUCGACCGCCGACCGUUUUGCAGGGCGGUCGUAUCGUCCAAGAUCGAGAGAGGGACGAGGCCACCAGGACGAAAGAGGCCGGAGGUCAACGCAGCUCCGUGUACAUCGGACAGGACAAGUUCGUCAAUUAUUGGACCAAUGGGGCUUCCACCACUAACCCACGCGCUCUCAGUGUGAAUAUAAAUUCGGUAGCUAGUGCCGCAAAUGUGGGUCCGUCGCCUUCAGUUCCAUCAUUCGAUAAUCUUUUGAAUAAUCAGCCAGGAAAUCAAGUCACAGCACCUCCUGGAUUCCCAUGGAGAGAUCCUUUGGAUCAAAUCUUUGGUAUUACUACCUCCUCGCCGGUUAUAACCGCAUCAGUAGCAUCAAACACGUUGGACGAUACAAUGGAAUCGAAUAAUCCAGCCUUGCCACGUCCAAUCAAUCCAUACGUCGAGGUUUUCACUCCAUUUUCUAGCGUGAUUGGUGUUCCAAGAGGCAAUAUAGGAACUAUUCCACCACCGCCAGUAACAACACCUAUUACAUCAACAAUUCCUACCUCUACUACUAGUAGAACUACCACUACUACAUUGGCACCAACAACCACAACCACAAUGGCACCAACUACUACUACUAGUACAACUACAAUGGCACCAACAACUACAACAACUACGACUACGAUGGCACCCACAACAACAACAACAACAACAACUACAAUGGCAUCGACAACUACGAGGGCACCAACAACUACAUCUACUACUACCACAACAGCUGCAUCUACGUCAGAGCCUGCAACAACAACACAAACGAAUGUACAAAUGAAUUUAUUGAAUCGGCCACAGCAAAAUGCUUUUGGUACCUCGAUCGAUGAUCUAGUUUUCUUGAAUUCAUUGUUGCAGAAUGAUUCACGGAGCGGCACUCAGAGAACACUCACCCAAGUCGAACAGCUCUUAGCAAAUAAGAUCUUGUCUCUAGCAUUGAACCAAGCGGGGCAAGGAUCAACUCGAGCGCCGAAAGCUAUAAGUAUUGAGAAUGCUACGCCAAAUUCGAUUUUCGAAUCCGCAUCUACUUCGAGGCCGAUAGUGAUUGAUUUGUCUCCAUCAUCGACCACUACGACGACCACGUGGAAGACUGCACAGACGCAGAAAUCAACCGGUUCGACACCCGAACAAUUGACUUGGAGACCAGUUGUAACCACGGCCGGCAAAAAAGACGUGGAGACAAAUACAGUUUCUUCAUCGAGCACAGCCAAAAUUGGUCAGAUAAGCACCACUAAAGCUCCUGUAACCAUGAAGGUUAAAUCAGUGACCACUCCUCGACCUAGGACCACCACGACUCAAGCGCCAUUAGGCUUUGGCAGUCUUUUAUGGCAGACGCUUUUCGGUGGAGGUUUAUUCGCAUCGACGACCACUUCUAAACCUGCGAAGGCUAAGUCGGCCUUAAAAACGGCGCCGAAAUCUGUCGAUAUCACUCCGAAACCUAUUCAAACUACGCAGAGAUUAGAAACCGUAACUGUCCCUUCCACCACAACUUUGAAAACUGUGGACAUUUCGAAAAUUCAAGUGAGCAGCCCGAAUUCGAUCGCAGAGUCGAUGGCCUCGUCGAUUCCAGUAUCUACAACGAAGAAACCAUUGAUCAAUAAUCCAAAUCCUCGAUUGCCUAACGUGGUGACGUCGACCUAUUCUCCCGAAGAAGAUGCAAAAUUCUUGGUCGAGCUUCUGCGUGCCGUUGAACAAGAUAAUAAAGCUGGUUCCUCGAAGAAGACGAAGUUAACUCAAGAUGAUGAAUCCUUCUUAAGAGCGAUUCUAACCGGUCGAGGUUUAACAACAACGAUGCCAUCGUCGACGACAGAAAUCAGUAACGCUGCUUUGUUGGCGGCUCUGUUAAAGGCCCAAGGAAUAGAACCAUCGACUCCCGCCAAUAAUAUCAGAGAACAAUUGCAGCUGGCGGGCCUUGGGCAGAGUGUCACCUCUGCUCCGACCGAGUCCACAGCGGCCAAGUCGGCGACAAUUACGACAAGGCCGGCAUCGAGUGGUGCAACCCGACCUACCGACACCACGAAAAAGACGGUGACACCGAGACCAACCUCGGCACCAAGGAUACGCACAACAACCUGGUCGCCGAGCUCCACGUAUCCACCAUCCCUCUUCAGCUCCUUCUCCAAUUACGGUACCCCGGCACAGUCGCCCGGUGGAGGCGAUAAUUCUGGAAAUAGCGCGUUAUUCGGCGCUACCAGAGCGUUCAGCCAAUUUCUCGGUGCCGCGAUAAGCGGAGCUGCUCAACAAUUGCAAUCGCUUGUCAGAAACGGUACCAGAAUUGUAUCCGAAGUGAUGGGAUAAAGAAAAUGGAAAUGGAAAAAUUACAAACAGUCGAUGGAAUAAAAGAAAUUAAUUCGCAAAAAUCUAUCAAAAUUUAGAAUGAUACAACAAAUGUGAUAAUUUAACGAACGAUCUAAGCCAAAAUAGUUUUACUUGGAAAAGUGGAAUGAUAGCGAUACGUUGGAUAAGUAUUUCACUGUCAACUUACAGAGGUAUUUUUAAGAAAUAUUAUCGGCAGUUAAGUAUUUGUUUGAAAAUUCAUCGAGUUUUAUCCUGUUAUUACUUACUAUAAUUAUUGUUGAUCGAAUAUUUUAAUUUAAUCAAUCUAGCUAAUAGCGGGCAUGAUAAAUAUUAACUACGACUUAAUAUUAAUUCUUAAAACACGGAGUUAUCUCACUGUUUCAGUUUUUCAAAGAAAUUUUCAAUAUAAUUAUAUAAUACAAUUUCCAAUAUAAAACAUUCGAAAUAUUCUUGAAGGAUUAUACCCAAAUUUUGUCAUUAAUCUUUACACAUUUACUCAUUCCCAAAAAUUCACGAGAGUAAAAACGCUCCGUGUUUUAAGCGUGGAUACUAUCUAUCGUCAAAGAGACUUCCUCUGCAACGACGAGAAAAAAAAAUCAACACUCGAGAAUCCUCGGAUCUGCGACGCGAGUACUGUCUCGACGCCUUGCGAACGUUUCAUGGGGGUAAGAGCCGUACGACUUGCCCCUCGUCCUCGACGGCUGCCUCUUUGAGACAUUCGUAACGUUCGUCGCAAUUAAGGUAAUUAAUCGGGAGGAGGGGGAGACGACGCGCCUCGUCACGACUCGCGAGACAGUGACGAUCCGCGGCGUCCCACGUGUGAAACGCGGAUCGAUUUGCGGGGCCCACCCACAAAGAUCGACUUAACCACGACCUCGUCGACGAUACUGCUUAAGAGAAAGAAGAAGAAGAAGAAGAAGAAGAAGAAGAAUAACAAGAGGAAAAAGAAGAAGUAGAAGAAGAAGAAGAAGAAGAAGAAGAAGAAGAAGGUGGUAACUUAACCGUAUAUACAUAUCUGAAUGGGAGCGAGCAUAUGAGAAAGAAUGCGUGCACGUGUGUGUAUAUGUGUAUAAAAGAAAGAGAAAAAGUGAUAGGGAGUGUAGAAGAGAGAAUAUGACGUGAGUAUAUGCCACAGUGGCUCGCAAUUAAUGUUUUGAGAUCACGAUAUGAUGGAGAUUAUUGCUCUGUAUAUUCGUUUAUUACAAUGUUAUCGAGUUGAUAUUUAAUAUAAACGUUAUAUAAUCUAGAAAGAAAUACAUUUAAUGCAAUUUUUGCAGAAUAAGCAGUAAAUUAUAACGAGGAUAAAUGAUAUCAUAAAAAUAUUCAGCAAAUUACAUUAUAUAUUAACAUUAGAUUAUAUAUUGUUAAAGAAACAAUAAUUAAUUCAACUCAAUAUUAUUAUGAACAAAUAUAUAUAUACAAGCAAUACGUUGCAAAGUGUUCAAACGUUAAUUCGAGCCACUAUAUGUGGAGAAGCGUGAAAGGAGCAAUGAUACGUAGAAUUCGCGAGCACCUUUCGCCGCUCUGGUGCGGUUCCUUUCUUUUUUUUUUUUUUUUUUUUCUCCCCUCCUUUUUACACGAUAAAGCUGGAAACGUGUGCACGAUCCUUGAGUCUUGUUUGUCUUUCGUUCGUAUGUUUGGUAGCUCGUGGUGUGGUGUAAUGGUAGCGGUGAGUAAUAAGCUUGGUUAUUUAACGACCGUGUUAAGGGUUGAAACGUUGACGGGUAUUCCCCUAUCGGACAUUUAUCGACGCUGCGUAUCCCGUUGCCAGGAUGUCGCCGUACUUAUUGAUUUUUAUCGCGGGUAAAUAAUUUCGAUCGGUCGUAGAGGUUAGGUGGGAUUCCAAUUUUCCCGAGAUCCGUCUUUGUUUUCCGGCUUUUAGGUGUGUAGGUGUGUUUAAUCGAUAAUCGUAGGGCUCACGAUUUUUGCGUUUGCGUUUGUAUAAAUGGAUAAAAUGAUUAUAAUAAACGUUUCGGGAAACGUA
Messenger RNA from Apis mellifera (honey bee), 12444 nucleotides. RefSeq names its product serine-rich adhesin for platelets. The coding region runs from base 570 to 10460 and encodes 3296 amino acids. The transcript has 18 exons. NCBI's taxonomy places the organism in Eukaryota, Metazoa, Arthropoda, Insecta, Hymenoptera, Apidae. The record is from RefSeq and is a predicted model, not a curated record.